UACGUGAUCGAGAAGCUCAAGAACGUGUGGUCGGACAAAGACUUAGCGGCCAGGGACAACAUCGCGGCAAGACGCCGCGACAUGAGGAAUCAGAACAAUCGAGACCUUCGACGGAUUCCUGCGAAGGCCAACUACCAGGACGAAUAUGAUGACGACGAACAUGGCUUCUAUGAGGGAGAAGGUGCGGACAGCGAGGAGGUCGACGUGAACUACGAGGCCGAGGGGCAGACGACCGAGGACUUGGAGGCGCUCGAGGCCUACGCGGAGGACGCGGAGGUCUACGCGCAGGAUGCCCACCGGGCGUUCACGGAGGCCAAGAAGAUGCUGGCGGAGGCUGCGAAGAACAGGAGCGGCUACUUUCCGGUGAUUGGUGUCGGCCAGCUGCCCGGAAAGACCGCGAAGGACCCCGAGGCCGCGGUCGCGGCCAAGUCCGCCUUGAGGCCGCCCAAGCCCCCGGGGCCUCAGGCAGGGCGGCGAGAGGCGGGCUCCACGCCCGCCGCAGCCAGCGGGGAGACGCCCGGCGAAGGGCACGGGCAAAGGGAGAGGAGCAACGCGGGCACGGACGGCAACGGCAUGCAGAUGGUCAACGGACAGCUGGCGGUGUUUGCUGACACUCCGACGGAAGUACAGGACCCAGCCAGCGCCAGAUACAGCAACGAGGGUAUCAACGCUGACGAAGGCCAAGCUGGAUGGGUGCAGGAGGAGAUGGUCGGCUACGCUAUCAUCGGCACAGGGGCCACAAAGAGCAUGAUCGGGCUCGAGCUGGCCACCUCCAUCCCGGACGUGAUCAUCCAGGAGACCAGCGAGGACCAUGUGGAGAUGGACUACUCCAAGACCGCGAAGUUCACCUACGCGGGUGGAGGCAAAGGGGGGUCCAUCGGGAGGUUCGGCCUCGAGCAUCUUGUGGCCCUCGUCGAGGACAAGAGCAAGCUGUGGUUCGACCUCGUGGAGUCCAAGUCGCCGAUGCUGCUGGGCCUCGACUGCCUCGAGAAGUCCGGGGCCGACCUGAUCAAGGAGAG
Prorocentrum cordatum is the source of this 1019-nucleotide messenger RNA. Lineage: Eukaryota; Dinophyceae; Prorocentrales; Prorocentraceae. The record is from the annotation of a GenBank genome assembly.